Cuscuta campestris is the source of this 1497-nucleotide messenger RNA. NCBI's taxonomy places the organism in Eukaryota, Viridiplantae, Streptophyta, Magnoliopsida, Solanales, Convolvulaceae. The record is from the annotation of a GenBank genome assembly.
CUCGUCUUUUGGGCAACACCUCUAUUCACCCCCUCUCUAGAGGUGUGCGAGGCGUCCGACAAGUGGUAUCCCGCUGAAAAUUUAAAAAGAUCAUGGCCGGAAGAACAUUUCAACCCGGAGUUGCCGAAGGACAAUCCACGACAAGGCCACCACUCUUCGAUGAGACAAAUUAUGCUUAUUGGAAAGAGAGGAUGAGAAUAUUCAUCCAAUCAAAUGAUUAUGAUUCUUGGAUGGUGAUCAAGCAUGGAGAGACGGUUCCCACGAAGAUUGUUGACGGGGUUCUUGUUCCAAAGCUAGAGACAGAAUAUACCUCAAAUGACAAGAAGAAGAUGCAACUAAAUGCAAGGGCCAUCAACUUUCUAUAUUGUGCCGUGAACCCGGAUGACUAUCGGAAAAUCUCAAGGUGCAAGACGGCCAAUGAGAUGUGGAACAAAUUAGAGGUCACAUAUGAAGGAACAAGUAAAGUGAAGGACUCAAAGAUCGACUUACUCACCCAUGAGUAUGAACUUUUCAUGAUGAUGGAAAAUGAAACAAUAGAUGGCAUGUUCGAGAGAUUUUCAACUAUCAUCUCAAAUUUGGAUACACUUGGGAAGCAUUAUGAGGAUCAUGUUCUCGUUCAAAAAAUCCUUCGAAGUCUCACACCGGAAUGGAAGUCUACGGUCAACCCUAUCAAAGAAGGCCGAGAUUACAAUACAUUGACAUAUGACGCACUUCGAGGUAAACUACUCACUUAUGAAAUGUCUAACUUUUCUAGUGCAGUGAAGAUCAAAAGAGAUCAAAAUCUAUCAUUCAAAGGAGUUGCACUCAAAGCUUCAUCGUCAAAAUAUGUCGAGACAAGCGGCUCUGGAGAAAGUGAUAUUCUCGAGUUAUUUAAUGACUUCUUGCAAAAUGAGCUUGAGCAAUUGAAUGAGAGUACAAAGCCUACUUGCUAUGGAUGUGGAGAGCGUGGACAUAUCAAGGGUCAUUUUCCUAAUCGAAAAUUCAAUAAGUCCAAACACCGAAAGCAAUCCAACUAUAGCUCCUCUUCCUCAUCCGAUGAUGAAGUAGCCAUUUGUUUUAUGGCUCAAAGUGAAUCUGAAGAGUCGGAUUUGAGCGCCGGUCGGCUAGGCCAUGGUUUUGGACUAGCCAUCUACCUAGCGAUGGUAGAUAUCAUCCAUCCAUGGGUAAGUGAUCCCGGGAUUCCAGAACUAUGCAACCCAGCGAUGGGAGAUAUUACCCAUCCAUGGGGAGGUUUGUUCCCUUGGUUGUACGAAGGAAAGGCAUAUUCCUUCGGGUUGAAGUCUUGGAGUGCGGUAUCUCCGAGCAAGUGUAUUGAGGCUCGUGGGACUCGAGUUCUCAGGUUGUAACGGUUUGUUAAGCACCCGUAAGCUUAACGGAAGUAGUGUAGCUCGAGAGAGUCUCUCAGGAGGCUGGACUAGCCACACGUUGUGGUGAACUAGGGUAAAAUCGGUGUGUUCUUUCCUUACUCUUUUUUAUUCUGCUCUUUACUUUAUCCCU